Molecule: messenger RNA, 2530 nt
Organism: Etheostoma cragini (Arkansas darter)
Lineage: Eukaryota; Metazoa; Chordata; Actinopteri; Perciformes; Percidae
Product: ATP-sensitive inward rectifier potassium channel 12-like
Exons: 3
Coding region: 414-2063 (549 amino acids)
Biological process (GO): regulation of monoatomic ion transmembrane transport; potassium ion import across plasma membrane
Cellular component (GO): plasma membrane
Molecular function (GO): inward rectifier potassium channel activity
Source: RefSeq, a predicted model, not a curated record
UGACACAGCAUUUUCAGCCCAGGGUGAAUGAGUAUGCACAGGAGAAGGCUGCAUAGAGAUGAUUACCGUCAGUGAAAGGAGGCAGCAGAAACAAUAGGGAUGAAAGAAUGAAGAAGUGAUGAAGAAGAAACUAAAAGGAGAAGCUAAAAGAGAGGAAGAAGAAGAAUGAGAGGAGAACGAAUCACAGACCACAUAAAUCUAAGGAUGUGGGACCUUUGCUCUGGACAGUGAAAGUUAGACUUUGAGAAGCGAAGAACAAGGAAUUCCAAUAAAACUAAGUGACGGAAAACAACAAUUAACUUCCAGGUGGUCUUCUUAGCGGUCCAAGCAUCUCCAUGGCGGAGACCUGAUCUUUGGGACCAGGACAGAGUCUGGCCUCCCAUCCAGGCUCCAUACCAGAAAUCCUUGGCGUCAUGGGAACAAGUAGGUCCAACAGGUAUGACAUUAUGUCAGCUGUUUUACCAGAAGAAGAACGCAAGAAGAGCUCUAGCUUAGUACUCCCUAACGGCCACAAUUCCCUCAACUUCCAACUGCCCUUGGCCUGCGGCGCAGAGACGGAAGACAGCAGGAAGAGUUCUGGAGCCUCUGCUGCCGUGCCCAACUCAAGCGGACAAAAAAUGAUGAACAACUACAAUGGAAAGAUUCUGACAAGGAGCUCCAACCAAAUACGGAGCCGGUUUGUAAAGAAAAAUGGACAAUGUAAUGUUGUGUUCACCAACAUGGAGGAAAAAAGGCAGCGCUACCUCGCUGACAUCUUCACCACCUGCGUGGACACCCGCUGGAGGUACCUGCUGCUUCUAUUCUGCACCAGCUUCCUGGUCUCAUGGCUUUUCUUUGGCAUUAUCUUUUACAGUGUCUCCUUUGUACAUGGGGACUUUGAGGAGCAACCGACGGGGAAGGGUGAUGGGCUGGCGGUGGCGGGGCUGCAUGGACCCACCUCUGGACACACAUUUGGAGAGCAGACACAAAGACUGCCCUGCAUACUUCAUGUCCGUGGCUUUGUUGGGGCGCUCCUGUUCUCAAUGGAGACCCAGACCACAAUUGGUUAUGGCUGGCGCUGCGUUACCGAGGAGUGCCCUGUCACUGUGAUUACAGUGGUCAUCCAGUCUAUUGUGGGCUGCAUCAUUGACUCUUUCAUGAUUGGCACCAUCAUGGCCAAGAUGGCCCGGCCAAAGAAGAGAAAUCAGACCCUGGUGUUCUCAAAAAAUGCUGUCAUCGCCCUGCGCGAUGGCAAGCUGUGCCUCAUGUGGAGGGUGGGCAACCUGAGGAAGAGCCACAUUGUGGAGGCUCAUGUCCGUGCACAGCUCAUACGUUCAUAUGUCACAGCUGAGGGGGAGUUUAUCCCCUUGGAGCAGAUGGACCUCAAUGUGGGCUAUGAUGAGGGCACAGAUAGGCUGUUUCUCGUGUCCCCGCUUGUUAUAAUCCAUGAGAUAGAUAAGGAUAGUCCCUUGUAUACUUUAAGCAGAGCUGAUCUGGAGACGGAUGACUUUGAGAUAGUCGUGAUCUUGGAGGGGAUGGUGGAGGCCACGGCCAUGACCACCCAGUUCCGUAGCUCCUACCUUGCCAGAGAGGUCUUGUGGGGUUACAGGUUUGAGCCUGUGAUCUAUGAGGACCGCGACUGCUACAAGGUAGACUACUCGCGCUUCCACAAGAUCUGUGAGGUGCCGUCAAUGCCCCGCCUCAGCGCCAAAGAGCUUAACGAGUCCGCAAGUCGGGCCUCUUCUGCUGCUUCUGCCGCUUCUCCGGUCUCUGCAUCUAGAUCCACACAAGACUUGAUUCCCAGAGCACUGAGCGCCUUUUGUUACGAGAACGAGUUAGCAUUGAGCUCUGGAGAGGAUGAGGAUGACAUGUUCGACUCCCAGAUUGGGCAGAAGGAGAGGGCAGAGAAAAGGAGGACUUCUGUCGAUUUCAAAAAUAUGUUUCAGGACGAUGCGACUGUGACAGCAGGCAGUCACAGCGUCAUGUGUGUUCUAGACAUGGACAAUAACCAGAUGGAGUUUGACAUCCUACAGACUGACAUCCCUCUUGAUCCAGUGACCUAUAAGAAUGAGCAAGAGCUCUAAACAUUGUCACGUGUCCGUUUACCAAAACCCAAAUCCUUUCAACCCGGAAUGGGAUUGCUUGGUCAUGUGCUCAAUUUUGGAUUGUACGUACAGAAAUUAUCAUGAUUUCAUAACCGAAAGAAUGCACAUGUUUCAGACUGAACAUACAUUUUGGAACAGUUAAAAACAGUUACAUAAUAUACUUUAUUUAACAUUUUGUUUGUUCUGUAAAUGUAAACAAGAUAUUUUAUGAAAAUAAUAGCAGUUUUGAUGUUAUUAUCUAACUUUCUGAAGAUAACUGAGCUCAAGACUUAAAUGGUCAAUUUUUAAGAGGCACUGUUUUAUCAAAAAGUGGUCACUUUAUGCUAGAUAAUCUCCAUGUUGUUCAUGGGUUUCAAUGGGCACUAUAACUGCAAUGCUUCCUUGCUAAUUCGGCUAUUUCACAUUUGUGAAACUGCCUUUUUUGUUAAAUCCUUUCCUGUAAAUCU